Molecule: messenger RNA, 1467 nt
Organism: Paramuricea clavata
Lineage: Eukaryota; Metazoa; Cnidaria; Anthozoa; Malacalcyonacea; Plexauridae
Source: the annotation of a GenBank genome assembly
AUGGCAUCGGCAAGAUCAAAGACAAGAAAGUCAAGCUGCAUAUCGAUCCUGAGAUCCAACCUAAGCAACAGUCCCACCGACGCUUUCCGUUUCAUUUUAGAAAAGAUGUUGAACGCUAAACUUCAACGCUUAGAAGAUCUCGAUGUUAUCGAAAGAGUCGAGGGGCCCACCCCCUGUGUCAGUCCCAUCGUCGUAGUCCAAAAGAAAACAGGAGAAAUUCGCCUCUGUGUUGACAUGCGAGAGGCAAACAAAGCUGUGAAAGGGGAAAAGCACCUUAUGCCAACACUUGAUGAAUUCAUCACUGAUCUAAAUGGCGCAACUGUAUUCAGCACCCUAGACCUGACAUCCGGAUACCAUCAACUCGAGCUCAAACCCGAGAGCAGGCACAUUACAACAUUCUCCACCCAUGUCGGUCUUCGACGAUAUAAAGGACCCGUGUUCGGAAUAAAUGCCGCAUCAGAAAUAUUCCAAAAUUCAAUUGCUGAGCUUUUAACUGGCCUACCGGGAUGCAAGAACAUUUCCGAUGACAUCAUUGUUUACGGUCGUGACGUCAGAGAAAACAAUGAAAACCUGAACCGCGUUUUAACCCGUCUGCGAGAACACAAUGCCCGGCUUAACCGAGACAAAUGUGCAUUCCGUAAGUCAGAAGUUAUCUUCUAUGGACACUCCUUCAGCGCCGAAGGAAUCAAAGCAGCCCCUCAGAAGAUCAAUGCUAUUAAGACCAUGCAACCUCCAGAAAAUCCAAGCGAAGUGAAGUCCUUCCUUGGUAUGGCACGUUACGUUUCACGUUUCAUCCCAAAUUAUGCCAUCAUUACUGCCCUUUUACGUGCCUUAACCCAUCAGAAUUCCGUGUGGAAAUGGAAGAUAGAAGAAGAAACCGCUUUUCGAAAGCUACAGAAUGAGCUAACUAGUAACCGAGUCAUGGCCUAUUUUGACCCAACGAAGUCCACCAAAGUACUCGUCGACGCAAGCCCGACGGGUCUAGGAGAUAUUCUAAUGCAAGAUGGUAAAGUCAUCAGCUACGCAAGCCGUGCGCUGACUGAUGUCGAAAGUCGCUACUCCCAAACAGAACAAGAAAUGCUCGCAGUCUUGCGGACAACUGAACAUUAUCAUCUUUAUCUAUAUGGUGCGAAGUUUGCAGUGAUCACAGAUCAUAAACCUCUUCUUGGAAUCUUCAAGAGUCACAAACCAACCUCCCCCAGAAUCGAUCGAUGGAAGCUGAGAUUAAUAUCGUAUAAUUACGAGAUUAUUUACAGGCCAGGAAAAGAUGAUGCCAAUCCUGCCGACUUCAUCAGCCGUCAUCCAGACAAAGUUACCCCAUUUCCAGAUAACAUCGCCGAAAAUUACGUCAACUACCUUUGCAACAACAUAAUCCCGAAAGCUAUGACCUUAUCAGAAGUCGAAAAAGAAACGAAGAACGAUUCCACACUCCAAAAACUAUCACAAGCAGUCGAAACCAAUCAUUGA